CCUAACAGCUCAACAUGUAGUCAGAAAAUUUUCAAAAGUUAGCGUACCGGAAGUCAGAAAAUAUUAUGAGGAUAAUUUUCAAGCUUCAAUGGUUACUUCUGUUCCAUGUAAUUGACGGCGUAGCGCGGUCGUAUACGGGCAGACACAACUCGAGAGAAGGUAACACAUGUACGCCUCGGUUGAGACCAAGAGUGUAUAAAUGGGCUUGUAAAGAUAUUCUUAGCUGUGAAAAUGAUAAAGAUUGCACGGGAUCAAAUGAAAUCUGUAUAUGCGACGAAGAUUGUGGAAAAUUAUGCCGAAAUCCACUUGCUGCUUGUACAUCAGGAGGUUGUGGGACUGGAACUUGUGAAAAUGGUAAAUGCAGCUGUCCGCAUGGAAUGACUGGUAGCAUGUGUGAAAAAGACAUUAAUGAAUGUGAUAUUAAACCUGAUAUAUGUCAGAAUAGUGGAAGUUGUCACAAUGAAGAGGGUUCAUACAGAUGCACUUGCAAUGCUGGCUUCAGUGGAAAGAACUGUUCAAUAAACAACGAUGAGUGUGUUACGCAAAAUGGUACAACAAACUGUAAAAAUAAUGGCACAUGCAUGGAUGGAGCUGGCAAAUACACUUGUAAAUGUGUGGAUCCAUUUACAGGCAUUCAUUGUGAGGUAAUAAAUGAGUGUAUUCAAAAGAAAAAUAUUUGCAACAAUGGUAUUUGUGACAUAAACAAUAAUGGAUCAGCAAACUGCAGAUGUCAUCUGGGGUAUACUGGCAUGUACUGUGAAAGUGAUAUUGAUGAGUGUACUGUGACUCCAUCACCAUGUGAUAGCAGUGUUUCUGAUUGUACAAACACGCCUGGAUCAUAUAGGUGUGUCUGUAAAGAAGGCCGUACAGGUUUCCACUGUGAUCAACAGAUUAAUUAUUGUAAAAGUGAUACAUGCCAAAAUGGAGGGACUUGCCAAAAUUACAGGACUACAUUUAAUUGCUUGUGUAAAGGAGGAUUCACUGGCAAAUAUUGUGAGACGAAAGUAAAUGAAUGUUUGAGCGUGCCUUGCAAAAACGGAGGACAGUGCGUUGAUCAGGACAGUUCUUAUCGCUGCAAAUGUCCAAGUGGAUACACUGGAACAAACUGCGAUACUGAGUUGGAUAAUUGUUUAAGUCGUCCAUGUCAAAAUAACGCAACUUGUAAAACUAUAGGUGGCACUUUCAAAUGCACUUGUACACCUGGGUUCACUGGCUCGAAUUGUAGCAUUGAUAUAGAUGAAUGCCUUUCAGCGAACUGUCAGAACAAUGCCACUUGUAUCAACGGUAUUGACAAAUACACAUGUUUAUGUGCAUCAGGAUUUAAUGGUACAUUUUGUCAGAACGAUAAAGAUGAAUGUGAAUUAAAUCCAUGUCAAAAUAAAGGGAACUGCACUAAUACACAUGGAAGUUAUAAUUGUGAUUGUCCGUUAGGUUUCACAGGUCAAGAUUGUGAAAAAGACGUGGAUGAUUGUGCCAGUGUCAAAUGUCUUAAUGAAGGGAUAUGCAAGGACAUGUUAAACAAUUUCACUUGUAUCUGCCAUCCUGGCUUCAGGGGGGAACUUUGUCAAGAAGAUAUUAAUGAAUGUGAAGCUCAGCCCUGUAAGAAUGAAGGGAUUUGUGUAGAUGGUGUUGCUGGGUACACUUGUCAGUGUAACAAGAAAUGGACAGGCAAGAACUGUACGAUUCCGAAUGACAGCUGCCAAACACACUUUUGCGAAAAUGGGGCGACUUGCGUGAUCAAUGGAAGCUCAUAUUUAUGUAAAUGUUCCCCGGGAUUCACUGGAAAAUACUGUAAGAUCAAUAUCAACGAAUGCUCGUCAUCUCCUUGUCAACAUGGUAGCUGUGACGAUGAUGUGAAUGACUAUCGUUGCAAAUGCGAGCCAGGAUGGUCGGGAAAGAACUGUGAUGUCGCUAUUGAUUAUUGUAAACAUAAAUAUUGUUACAAUAACGGCACUUGUAAGAAUGGAAAGCUAAAGGCAUCCUGCGUUUGUCCUGUUGGAUUCUAUGGAGUAUUUUGUGAAUAUUUAGACGAUUUAUGUAAAACUCAGCCCUGUCAAAAUCAAGCAACUUGCGUCAAUGGAAUCGGGUCCUACAGUUGUUAUUGUAUGUUUGGAUACGAAGGUCACAAUUGCGAGAAACAAAUUGAUUGGUGUGCCAGGAAACCUUGCAAAAACAAUGCGAAAUGCAUUACUGAAGGGAAGGGAUUUAAUUGUCAUUGUCCAAAAAACUACACAGGGACAUUGUGUCACGUCAAAAACUGGCUGUGCUCUGAUGCUAACAAAUGCAAAAAUGGGGGCACGUGCGUUGAACGGAGUACAUACUCUACCUGCACCUGCAAGCCAGGAUUCACAGGGUAUUAUUGUGAGAUAGACAUUGAUGAUUGUGCUGGUGGUCCUUGCAAACAUGGCGCAAAAUGUUUGGAUGGGACUCAAAACUACACUUGCAAAUGUUUUCCUGGUUUUACUGGCAGAAACUGCGAGAUAAACAUCAAUGAAUGCGCGUCUAAUCCUUGCAAGAACAAUGGUCAGUGCAUUGAUCUGAUUAAUGAAUACGCUUGUCAUUGCCGCAGCGGCUGGGUUGGAAAAAAUUGCACCGAGAAUCCGAACGAUUGUAGUAACGAUACUUGUUUGAAUGGUGGGGUUUGUGAGGAUGGAUUGAAGGAUUUCAAGUGCAAAUGUAAACCUGGCUUCACUGGAAAGAGAUGCGCGGAAGAUGUUAACGAGUGUUCGCUUGACCAAUGUUCGCCAGAAGGAACUGAGCGGUGCAUUGAUCUUCACAAUGAUUAUUACUGUAAAUGUAAACCUGGUUAUACAAAACGAACGUGCUCGUUUGAUAUCAAUGAAUGUUUAAGUGACCCAUGUUUGAACGGAGGUAUUUGUAGGAAUGAAAUUGGGAGAUAUGUCUGCGAGUGCCCGUACGGAAAGAGUGGAAUAAACUGCGAAAAACAGGUUUCAAGUUGUGCAGAUCGGCCGUGUAUGAAUGAUGGAUCUUGUCAAGAUAUUCAGAAUCAUUACAACUGUACGUGCCAAAAGGGAGUCUCAGGACGGCAUUGCGAGUUCAAUAGAAACGAUUGUACGUCAAAGGCAUGUGAGAAUGCAGCAAGGUGUAUUGAUGGCUACGGUGAUUAUACGUGCGAAAACUGCAAACCUGGUUAUAGUGGGAAGAAAUGUCAGCUUAAGAAGAAAUGCAAGCUGGCUUGCGCGAAUGGGGGAAAGCUUGAUGAAAAUCAAUGUCGGUGUGUGUGUAAAGAUGACUUCACUGGUGAGAGAUGUGAAAGAAAGGACUCAUCCUGUCCUUACAGCUGUCCGCAAGAAUUUAAUGUCAAUGCUGAUUGCAAUAAUAAAUGCAACAUCGAAAAGUGCGAAUUUAUGUCCGGAUCGUGUUCGUUAGAUCGCAAUCCUUGGAAUGAUUGUGGCAUUAAAAAUUGUUCUCGGUUAUUCAACAAUAAUGGGACCUGUAAUCCAGUGUGUAACAACCCAAACUGUAUGUUUGAUGGCUUUGAUUGCGAUGGUCCUGUAACGCCUUGCAGUGACGUAGCACGAUGCUCAAAGAAACUUGUUGAUGGGGUUUGUGACCAGAGUUGUGACUCGUUAGGAUGUGCUUAUAGCGGCCUGAACUGUGAUAAUUCACCUCCUCAACUGCUCAAAGGUGUGUUGGUAUUAUGGUUACGAGUGAAGGUGGAUGAAUUCAAGAAAAACAAGGGGACGUUCUUGUUGGAACUUUCAGUUAUUCUUAGAACCGUUGUAUCCAUCAAGUCGAUUGAAGAAAUUGAGGAUAUUGGGAGUGUAAAGCGCAAGAGGAGAUCAGUGUUUAGAUUCAAGCGUGAUUCCGAGAGUGGCUCAGGAACAAAGGUAAAACUCCAAGUUGACAACAGAAAGUGUACAAAAAAUUGUUUCAACUCAAAUGAACAGGUUGCAAAUUACCUGGCCGGUCGGAAAACUAAAGGCACGUCUCUUCCAGGCGAACCGUUCAAAAUAGGAACGGAGAAUCCUGGUGAUGAAAAACCUCCAGAAUCAAUGAGUCCUUUGUUUAUUGCCAUUCUAUGCGUGACUAUUCCUCUCAUUGUUGUUGGUGUUCUCGUCGGUGGCAAGAGAGUCUUUGCCAAGCUUUGGUUGCCCGAAGGUUUCCCGACACGUCACGUCAGGCGCCGAUCACAACGUCGGGACCCGGUUGGAGAGGAUUCGGCCGAAAAGAGCUCUGUGAGUAAAAGCAGUUCAUCAGAAGAGAUUGCAGAUGAUGCAUACGACCAACAGCAAUACGCUGGCGCUCGUCCACCUAAGCGUUUCAAACUUAUCGAAUCUGAUGGGCCAAUGAGAAUCGCGAAUCCAAAAGACAACCGACAAUGGACGGCGAUUCAUAAAGAAGUCGCGAACGUAAACAAUAGAACUCUCUCCAGUCUCUCAGUACUUACGCCACCUCAAGAAGGUCAGGAGUGUGCGACCCCUCAACAUUCUGAUGUGAAUGCUGUGGGACCUGGAGGCAUCACCCCCCUGAUGUUGGCAGCGUCCAGAGGGAAUUAUCUCGAUGGUACUUAUGAAGAUGAUAAUAGUGAUGAUAGCGGGGCGCACGUCGUCGGAGAGUUGAUUCAGUUUGGCGCGGGGCUGGAGUCGCGGUCUGAUGAUUCAAAGGAGACGCCACUGCACUUUGCCGCGAGACACGCGCGUGCAGAUGCCGCUAAGAGGUUGCUCGAUGCUGGUUCUGACGCCAAUGCACGUGAUAGAACUGGCAGGACUCCUCUUCAUUUAGCUGUGACUGCUGAUGCACAGGGAGUAUUCCAGCUUUUGCUCCGACAUCGUACAACGGAACUUGACGCUCAGUCCGAUGAUGGAACGACGCCUUUGAUCUAUGCCGCUCGAUUCAUGGUCGACGAUAUGGUCGAAGAUUUGAUUAAAGCGGGAGCGAAAGUGAAUUUAACCGAUAAACAAGGCAAGACAGCUCUACAUUGGUCAGCUUCAGUGGAUAAUGAGAGAUCAACAGCUCUUCUUCUCAAGAAUAAUGCAAAGAAAGACGCCCAAGACUCGAAAGGUCAGACUCCAUUAUUCCUCGCAUCAAAGGAAGGCAGUGCAUCCGUGGUCAAAAUGCUUCUAUCUUCAUUCGCCAAUCGGAAGCUAGCUGACAACAUGGAUCAAUCGCCAUUGGACAUUGCUAAGCAACGAGAACACGCUGAUAUUGUUAAGCUACUCUCUGAUUGGUCAAUUGGCUGUAAAUCUCCCACCGCUGCCCCGGCACCGACUUCCCCUCACGAAGACAUGUCUCCACUUGCCGCCAGAACACUUUCACCACCCGAUGUGAGGCCUAAAACGAACGGAAGCCCUGGGAUUGCAGGGCGUCCAGAAACCCAUCCGAAACCUAAUAGAAAAAAGCGUAGAAAAUCACGAAACGACAGCGAAAGUCAACAACCCGUGCACGUUGCUAUGCUGGUUAGUAAUAGUCCUAGCAAUAGCACCUCGCCUAGACAAGGGUUAUCACCGUUCAGCAAUAAUAGCUACGGUGGAAGUGUCAGCCCACCAAAUUCGACCUUAUCACCACCGCUUCAACACAUGGACAAUAUGAUGUCACCACUUCGAGAUUCGGACCCAAUCCAUGGCGGCAUCCCGGACGCGGAUUUCUACUCGUUCGCUGAAGAGAUUGGUGGCUAUGUCAACCAACCUUGCGACGAAACGUUGAGUCCGGAGUUUUUGAAUAUCGAGAAUGCCGUUGAUCUAGCGGAUCUUACCAUGCUGUUCAAUAACCCCAAUAACCAACAAGCAGGAAACCAGGACUGUUUAUACGCGAGUCAGUACCCCCCUGAAAAUGUUAUUUUGCCCAAUGGUGUGGAUAAUCCGGCUCGUUUGCGUCAAAGGGCACAAGGACCACCUACAAAAACCUGGGUGCAAUCGCCGUCCGAAGUGACUGCUUGGAACUCAAUGUGUAAUAACGGGCCGAUGAAGCAACUUGCGCCUACAGUACAAAUGAAUGGCGUUUAUCACCAUCGUGGGCCAAGGAACCGUGAUCGUCAAUACCAUAAUUCCCCGUAUGAACUGUCACCAACGUCUAACUCGCCUGAUGGACAAUGGUGUUCAUCCUCAUCACGAUCGUCGAACUCAGAUUGCUCGACCUGCUAGCUAGUGAGUGAUCUAAAAAGCCUGAUUAACAGGUUAAUGGUUAGCACUUCAGGCACCUAUAGCGCCCGGAGGGCAAGACUAAGGUUAGCUUGUAACAACGUCAUGGCACACAACAAAGUCUGCAUUUCUCAUUGUUUCCUGGCAAGGUUAGAUUCGGUCAACUGACAACUUUCUAUCUUUAAUACCUCAAAACCUUAGGUAUUUUCGUCCCUUCUCAGGAAUUAUGCAUCCUUGUUGUGUGGCCUGAUAAGUAAAUAUCAAGUCACGAUUCGUCUCCGAGGAUAUACGAAAAAUUUACCAAAAUUGAAAAUUGUGUAUUCUCGCCGACCAAUCUCUAGUUUUAAAUGUCUAUUGCAGACAGUGUACAUUAAAAUAACAAAAACGAAUCUGGAUUCGUUUAUUCACUCCUUUGAAGUGAACGUCAUGAAUGACUGAACAAUAUAUCCCCAUAUAUUCUUUGCAUCUUGCGCUGUAAGAACAAGAUAAUAUAUUUUUGCUGUACUAUUUAACUUAAAGUUUAAUUUUAUGUAAAUAUUUAAUGGUGUAAGGUAGCGAUAUAUACCUCAUUUUUACCCUCUAAAGGUACUUUGCUAGUAAUUUUUCAAGGUCGAAUUUAAGUGCAUUUACCGUAUCAUGCCAUCUAACAUGCCAUUUUUGGAGUAGUUUUCAGAAUCACUCCUUGUACUUUGUACUAUAAACUUUAAUGCACGCAUGCGUAUUUAUAAUCUAUUUGCCUUUAGUUGGGUAAACAAGUAGAGAGGUAUAUACACGUAGUAGCGCUAUUUGCUGCUAUUUUAUCAAUUCAAUUCUACUUCGUAAGUAAUGUAUAUUCGUAUAUUACGGUCUAGUAUAUAGAAUUUUUAGAAUAAAAUU
Molecule: messenger RNA, 6977 nt
Organism: Dendronephthya gigantea
Lineage: Eukaryota; Metazoa; Cnidaria; Anthozoa; Malacalcyonacea; Nephtheidae
Product: neurogenic locus notch homolog protein 1-like
Exons: 23
Coding region: 66-6104 (2012 amino acids)
Biological process (GO): cell differentiation; regulation of developmental process; Notch signaling pathway
Cellular component (GO): signaling receptor complex; plasma membrane; extracellular region
Molecular function (GO): calcium ion binding; protein binding; peptidase inhibitor activity
Source: RefSeq, a predicted model, not a curated record